This is a messenger RNA of Haliaeetus leucocephalus (bald eagle), 3157 nucleotides long. RefSeq names its product prolyl endopeptidase-like (gene PREPL). The transcript is spliced from 16 exons. Gene Ontology annotation, molecular function: serine-type endopeptidase activity. Lineage: Eukaryota; Metazoa; Chordata; Aves; Accipitriformes; Accipitridae. The record is from RefSeq and is a predicted model, not a curated record. Gene Ontology annotation, biological process: proteolysis. Bases 146 to 2428 code for a protein of 760 amino acids. Gene Ontology annotation, cellular component: Golgi apparatus; cytoskeleton.
CGCCUGCCAUCUUACCGGGGCAGCCCCACCGGAGGGAGAGCGGGUCCAGCCCCGUCUGCGACGGCGAGUCCUUGCGCGGGCCGCGGGCAUUGCCCGGCGUUGGCACGGCCCUGCCGCGGCGGAAUUUCAGGUUGACUAUCAAGAAAUGAACGUUAGGAUGUCAUGUGUUGGACUGCGAAAUCUUCUCCAAGGGCUGAGCUUCAGUGUCAAAUACUACUCUAAGCAUAACCAUCUUCAAACAAUAUGUCUUUAUAGUAAAACACAACAAAAAAAAUGCCACAUCCUGGACUGUUCAGGAAGCACAUGCACACAUAAGACUCUGCCAACUGGAAGCAUCCUGCCAUGGAGAUUAUUUUCCUGCAAGCAGGAAGGAACAAAAAUCCCUUCCAAAAGGAAGCAAAAUACAUCCAUAAUAACAUCAGAGCUUUUGUACAAGAAUCUUCUAAAAUCAGAGCAGGAAAACUGGAAUGACAUUUCAGCAAGAUACAAAGCCAUGACAGAAAGAAUCAAGGAAAAAUUAGAAGAAUUGCACAACAAGUAUACAUUCAAUUCAGUAAGCCCAAGGAUCAGGUUUGGAGAGAAUGUGUACUUUGAAGAGAAUGGCUGCAUAUUUCUUUCAAAAGCAGAUGAUGUAGAUGAAGGAAAUGUUGACGUUUUAUUCAGUACCAAAGAUCUUGGCUUUUCUGAUGCCUUUAUUCAACGGAUCAGAAUUUCACCAGAUCAGAGAUACAUGGCCAUCAGCUUAAAAAGUGAAAAUUCUGAAGAGGCAACCUGCGUUAUUAUGAAACUUGAUCAUUCUCCUGUCAUAGAAAAAGUAAUUCCAAGUGUAUUCAGUUUUGAAUGGGCUACAAAUGAUGUUCUGUAUUACACAAGUCAGAAGAACCUUAAAUGCCAGAAUGUGUUUAUGACAACUUUCACUGAUCAGAAACAUACUAAGUUAGUUUAUACAGAACAAGAUGCAAGAUUCUUUGUGGACAUAUAUUGCACAAAAGAUAGACGUUUUCUCACUAUCAACAGCAACAGCAAGACAACGUCGGAAGUUUGGCUGAUUGACUGUAGACAUCCUUUUAAGUUACCUGCUCUUGUACAAGCACGAACAAAAGGAGUCAUUUACCAUAUUGAGCACAGAAAUGAUGAGUUAUAUAUCCUUACUACAUACGGAGAACUUGCAGAAUAUAAGCUGAUGAAGGCACCAGUGGCUUCCAGUGGCAUGGAGAACUGGCAGUUAGUUUAUGCACUGGAAAAGAAAACCAAGCUAGUAGACUUGGAGAUGUUUAGUGAUCACUGUGUUAUGUUCCUGAAGAAUGCUGGUCAUCUUUACUUAAAUGUGAUUUCUUUUGUUUCACAUUUAGUUCAGUCAAUAGAGCUACCUACGUGGGCCUGUGAAUUUGAAUUGGAAUCUCACCCUGAACAUACCACCAGCACUUGCUAUUUUCAGCUCACCUCCCCAGUACACCCCCCUAAGUGUUUUGCAUAUUCAUUUAAAGAAAAUAAUCUCAUUGAACAAGCUGUGCAAGAGGUACCAAUUAUUACGAAUUGUCACACUACACGUUUACUAGCUAAAAGCAAGGAUGAAACUUUGGUGCCAAUUACAGUUUUUCAUAGCAUGAAUUCUAAAGAGCUACACAGGAAACCACUUCUAGUUCAUGUAUAUGGAGCUUAUGGCAUAGAUUUGAACAUGAGCUUUAAAGAAGAGAAGCUGAUGUUAAUUGAAGAGGGUUGGAUAUUAGCAUAUUGCCAUGUUCGGGGUGGAGGAGAGCUAGGUCUUAGCUGGCACAAAGAUGGAUGUCAGUAUAAUAAACUCAAAGGCCUCCAUGACCUUAAGGCUUGCAUCAUGCUGCUGCAUCAGCUAGGAUUUUCUCAGCCAAAAUACACAGCACUAGCAGCUGCCAGUGCGGGAGGAGUUCUUGCAGGAGCGCUGUGCAACACUGAUCCAGAACUUAUCAGAGCCAUGGUUUUACAGGCUCCUUUUGUAGAUGUUCUAAAUACAAUGAUGAAAACUCAUCUCCCACUGACAAUUGAAGAACAGGAAGAAUGGGGAAAUCCAUUAGCAGAUGAAAAAUGUAUGAAGUAUAUCAAAAGCUAUUGUCCAUACCAGAAUAUUAAGCCACAGUGUUAUCCUUCAGUUUUUAUCACGGCAUAUGAAAACGAUCAACGGAUACCACUAACAGGAGUUUUACGAUAUGUUCAGAAACUUAGGAAGGCUGCACUGGAUCAUGCCAGCAGAAUAAGAAAGAAAGUGAUCACUAGCUUCAUCGUUCCAGGAAAUUGGAUCCCUAGUAUCAUCUUAGACAUCCAGGCAAAUGGCAGUCAUUGUGAUUCAUCUUGGGAGGAUUCACUGAAUGAGGUUGCAAGACACCUUGCUUUUCUGAACAAAGAACUUGAGGAAGUAUGCCAUCUCCAACAUCAUAUGAAAUCUGGCAAAUAGCUAAUAAACACAUUGACCAUCUGAAGAACUUCAACAUCCUUACAGUACCGUUUAUUCGGGAGAAAGCCACAGCCAUUCAAGGCUUGAUACUGAAUUUUUUUCAUUGAGUCUAAUCUACUAAAGUCACAGGGUUUGUUUCAUGUUUUAUAUUUUUUCUGUCUUAUUUUUUUCUGUCUUCAAUUCUGGUCAGCACUGUAGAUCAGCAAAAUCUGUUUGAAUCACUGCUCUACUUACAUUAGAGAUGGUCUAUGUUAAGUUCUUGUAACAAGACCAGUGCUUUCUAUAGUCAUAGAAAUGAAAAGAAAAAAAAAAAAGGACCAGAUUUCAAUUUCAUAUUAAAAUGAUUAAAAGGAUGUUAAAGAGCCAAAUUGCCACAUUUGCAUCAUAAUUGCAGUUGCUCUGCUUAAAUUAAUAUAGAUGAAGUAGGCUCCUUGCUGGUGCAAAGAUUUCCUGUUCUGAGAAUUGUGAGGAUUCAGUGCUUUUUUUUCCCUUGAGUUUGUUCUUACUGCCAAUUCCCACUAAGUAAAAGAAGUCAGAGAAAAAUAGAUACAUUACAAUAUUUUUAGACUAUUAGUUUGUCACACAUAGGUACCUACUUCAACAUUUACACUUUGGUAGUCAGAGUUAACAGGUAACCAGCUACUGUUGCCUUCAGUAAAACCAGCAUUAACUUUGCCAUUCCACUGCAUGGGGGAUUUCUCUGGAAAGGUAACCUAGAAAAUAAAGUGG